Molecule: messenger RNA, 339 nt
Organism: Metschnikowia bicuspidata var. bicuspidata NRRL YB-4993
Lineage: Eukaryota; Fungi; Ascomycota; Pichiomycetes; Serinales; Metschnikowiaceae
Product: 60S ribosomal protein eL31
Exons: 2
Coding region: 1-339 (112 amino acids)
Biological process (GO): cytoplasmic translation
Cellular component (GO): ribosome; cytosolic large ribosomal subunit
Molecular function (GO): structural constituent of ribosome
Source: RefSeq, a predicted model, not a curated record
AUGGCUUUACAAGACGUUGUUACCCGUGAAUACACCAUUAACUUGCACAAGAGAUUGCACGGUGUUCACUUCAAGAAGAGAGCCCCAAAGGCCGUCAAGGAGAUCAGAAAGUUUGCCUCCAAGCACAUGGGUACCACUGACGUCAGAUUGGACCCUAAGUUGAACACGCACUUGUGGAAGAGAGGUAUCCAGGGUGUCCAGCACAAGAUGAGAUUGAGAAUCUCCAGAAAGAGAAACGACGAGGAGUCCGCCAAGGAGUCCAUGUUCGCUUUCGUCGAGCCAAUCACCGUCCCAUCCAACAAGGGUUUGCAAACCGUUGUCAUUGAAGACGAGGCUUAA